This is a messenger RNA of Eurytemora carolleeae, 3523 nucleotides long. RefSeq lists its product as uncharacterized. NCBI's taxonomy places the organism in Eukaryota, Metazoa, Arthropoda, Copepoda, Calanoida, Temoridae. Gene Ontology annotation, molecular function: protein kinase activity. Gene Ontology annotation, biological process: meiotic sister chromatid cohesion, centromeric; mitotic spindle assembly checkpoint signaling. Bases 35 to 3523 code for a protein of 1162 amino acids. The transcript has 7 exons. The record is from RefSeq and is a predicted model, not a curated record.
UCCCAAAAGAGAAUGAUAUAAAUAUAUUUAAAAGAUGGCAGAGUGGGAAUUAUCUAAAGAGAAUAUCCAACCCUUAAAACAUGGACGAAAAAUGGCAACAUUAAAUAGUAUUCUUCAGGGCCGUGACGAGGAUGUUCAGAAACUGCUCCAUGAGGAGAGGAACAAAUAUGAGACGGAGCUCCGAUCUUAUGAUGGUUCAGAUCCACUGGAUCCUUGGUACAGAUAUAUUUCAUGGGUCGAACAGUCCUAUCCUAAAGGAGGAAAGGAAGGCAACAUUCACGUGUUAAUACAGAAGUGCAUUGAAGCUUUCAAGGAUGAUAAGAACUACAGUUUGGACCCGAGAUACCUGGAGGUAUGGUUGAAGUACGCUAGCAUGGCGAUUAAGCCUAUUGAUGUGUACAACUUCAUGUACAAGAAUGGUAUAUGUACAAGGCAGGCUGGAUUAUUUGAUGCCUGGUCCUGGCAUCUAGAAACUUCAAACAACUUCAAAUCUGCUGAAGCAGUUUUUCUUAAGGGAUUAGAUGCUCUGACAGAUAAGGAGGCCAAGCAAGGGCUUGCUGCUAGGAAGGCCCAGUUUGAAGCAAGGAUUGCAAAACGUCUAAAUGGUGAAGAAAUACCUGCUGAGGAGAUAGAAGAGCAGGAAGAACGAUCAGCUCUAGGAAGACUGAAAACAAGUGGAAAGCAUGGUAAAGUUGGCAGUGUUAGGGUUGGUUCUGUAAAGCUUGGAGGACCAGGGGUUCUGCAAUCCCAACCUCUAAAGCUUCCCCUUAAACCUAACAACACAGGAGGGUUCAAGGUUUUCAUUGAUGAGAAUGCCCCCUCCAGCAUCAAGCGUUCUGAUAAGGCUUCUCACUCAAUUCCUGUUAAGGAGGAUUAUAAAGAAAAUCAUCUCGCUGCAGGAAAAUGGAAUAGUGGCACCAAGGGACCUAAAGCUAUCAAUGUUCCUCUAAACAAAAUCAGUCAGCAUGCCAAACCAGCUUUUGCUGUUCAUGAAGAUAAUGUAGAGGCAGGUUCUACUGUUGCACCUCAUAUGCUUAACCCUGGAGAAAGUAAUAUUCUUUCUGCUAGGAAACUUGACAAAGAAGAUCCUACCCUGCAUUGUCCAAUAGCUCUGUUUGAACCUCCAGAUCCAACCAAGAGGUCUAUGUAUUGCAAAGAUAAGGUUUAUCAGGGAGCAACAGAGUUUAGUUUUGAAGAAUUAAGAGCUGUCAAGUGGAGAAUAAAAGAGAAGGCUGAUCUGGAAGCUUUGGCUAUAGAAAAGAAGAAGCAAGAGUUGGUGGAGAUGGAGAGAAGGUUGAUUGAGCGUCAAGAGGAAUUGGCUAGGCAGAUGGAAGAGUUUAAAAAAAUGGCUCUGAUGAACAAAAAGCCUGAAAUACUGGUAACAACGCCUAGUCUAUCGGAUUCUAGAAGUCUCCAAUCUUCCUCCAAUCCUGAUACAUCAACUGUAUCUUCUGACAGUUCUUAUAAAAGGGGUUACAUUAAUGAUUCUGGAAACCUUGCUGGAAGUCAAAAUCAGGGUUCUGUAACCCCUUCACCUCAUGGUCACAAAAAACCAUUGUUCCAUCCCUCACCCACGGUCAAUACCAAGGAAGCCUUAGCUCUGAUGCAACAGCUUUGGUCCACAUCCUCUGAAAUGGAUCACAACACAUCAGAACCUGCUUUAGCUCCCAAACAUCAGUUUCAAAUCUUCUCAGAUGAAGAACCUGCUUUGGUCUCUGCUCCAGCUCCUAAGUUUGAGAUCUUUGUUGAUAAAACUGAAGAGGUUCCCAAACUCGCAACAAGGAUUCCUUUCCAAAUAUUCUCUGAUGACAAGGAGAAUGCUGUAGUCAAACCUCCAAAGAAAUGGAAAGCUGUAGAUGUACCUGGUUCUAACUUUGAUAAAGAAAACCAGAUGCUUGAUACUGAAAAUGAUGAAAACAUGCCACCACCAGGAUUUGUUCAACCCUCCAUGCACUCUAGAGCAAAGACUGGAAUAUUAACACCUGCCGAAAAUGUUGAGUGGAUGCCCCUAGAUGAACAGGAGAAGUUAUUGGAUGAAGACGAGAAAAUGCAAGAAGAAUCUCUCGGCAUUGCUAAGCCAAUGAUUGGAAAUGCCACAAUGGUUCUUCCAAAUGAAGAUGAUUUCUACAAAAUGUCCAAAAUUUCUUCUACUCCUUUUACUGGGCGAAGCUUUGUCCCAAUGGAAGAUGAGAACACCUGUGACGUGCAGCUUUUUUUAAGCAAUAAGAAAGACGAUGACAGUUUUUUUAUGCCCCCUCCUCCGCCAACUGAUUUUGUUGCAGAAGGUCCUCCCCUAACUCCCUUAUCUCCCAUUGUUGAGACUUCAAGAGAGCAUUACAAGUCCAGCAGCAGCAGCAGUGGAGCUGAUACAACACAUGGAACCACAAGAGGAGACCAUAGUAAAUCCCACUGGGGGAACACAGGGGUGAGCACACACUUUAAAACAGCUGACAAUACAGCAGGACUUGGGUUUUCUCUGGGUGCUCGCACACCUGGAAAUGGAUUACUUUCAAAUUGUGCAUCUGGAUAUGUAGGAGACAAAUCUAGCAUGUCAAGCUCUACCACUUUCAAGCAGGACCGAGCACAUUUUGAUUUUAGGCAACGAAUGGGUUCUGGCAACCUUCAGGAUGAUGAUCAGACAGGGAUGUUCUCAGAUAUGUUGGCUGAGUUCAAGCAGGUUAUACAGAAACCAAGUGCUGAUGAAAACCAUAUUGAGACUUCUGUUCAUCCCAGCUUUUUGGAAACCAAAGAACGAUCUGAGUUGGUUGAGCAUAGUCUUCUUCACCAAAGUUCAAAAGUAGUUUCUGAUGGUAAGCACACAGUGUCAACAUUAAGCAUGACUGGGUUAAGGGUUCAGGAGCAAAGUAUUGCCCACCUUCAUUUUAACAGUACUAGUGAUGUCCUGCAUCUAACUUCUGGACCUGGAUUGAAUACGACUGAAGUCAACCAUGGCCUUCCAUCCACUGGACUUGAUCUGACUAGUGCUCCAGGAUUAGAUAUGACUGGAGAACCCUCUCUUAGUAGAACUGGUCUGAAGAUAGCUUUGGAUUUUGCUAAACCUAACCUGGACAUUACUGAUGCUCCAGGAUUAGAUAUGACUGGAGCACCCUCUCUUAGCAGGACUGGUCUGAAGGUACCUUUGGAUUUUACUAAACCUAACCUGGACAUUACUGAUGCUCCAGAGGCUGAUCUAUCUCUAAACCUCGCUGACCCUAUGCUAGAAGGAGUUGAUGAGAGGUUGGAUUUUACCAACUAUAAUCCUUUUUCUAUGGAAUGGCAGGAGAAGCUGCUGAGCUGUCUUCAUGUUCCUGUUCAUCAGAGACAUGGAUAUAUCAAGAUGGAGGAUAAACUUCCAAAUGUACGAGUCAAAUCAUGCUUAACCUUAGGAGAAGACAAGUUUGUAGUGACAGCGUUGAAGGGCGAAGGUGGAUUUGCUAAAGUAUAUUCUGCUAAAACUCAGCCUAAUGAUCUCAACUGUACCAUAGCGGGGAUAGAUGCUGUACUAAAGGUUAGAUACUUCUAG